AGCAGAAAGCAGCCCAGCCCUGCCAGCUGUCGAGUGAACUCUCCCUUCUACAGCGCACCGCUGCUGGGCUUUAGGAAAAUGCCAUAAACGCGCACGAAAAUCCGCUUUGUGUGGAGUGCUUGUAAUGGUGUUGAGCAUAGUUGCCUCUGAACUGUCUCAUGUUUGCACUAAACCGUUGGACUUUGUGUGCAAUAGCGAAGCCAGAGCAGUGAUGAACAAGGUGAAAGACUUGGAAGAUGAAAUGGUAGACUGCAGCGCUGUAGCGUCUCUACCCUCUCCUAUUCAAUUACCAUGCAUCAGGAUUCACAAAGCAACCUGGGAGAAAAAAUCUGUGCAUGAGCGGAGGGCUGAGAUCCUGCUGUCUUUGGGGACUCUAGCGCAGGAUGUACGGACUGCCAGGACACUUAGCCAACCUGGCUGUGGGCUUACUCUGCUGGAGCGCUUGGAACGCAAUAUCAACAACUACCUGCAUGUAGUGAAACUUCUUCACGGGGAGCAGGGGGAGCUAGCAGAGCCCCAGGCAAAGAGCUGUCUGGGUCGGGACUCUAAGGAUUUGGGACUGGUGUUGAAGCACUUUGGACGGCUGCUCAAAGGCAAGCUGGAAUGGCUCAUCGUGGAGAUGGCGAAGGGGUGCUAGACUGAAAAACUGACUUCUAAUCUUGGCCUUUCUUCAACCUUGUAUAAUGGGACCAGACAGGCCCAAUCAAUUUUAACAAUGGUUUACCUACAGAGAAAAUGGAGGGCCAUGCACUUUGCAGUAGUAGACCACCAACUGUUUUACAAGAAGAAAAGUACAUGACUGUAAAUGGCAAGACUGCGCCAUCUACUGGAUCAUAGAUUAACUCAAAGCACUGACACACCUGUUGAGGUGCACUUACUGAACUGUUGAAAACGUUUAAGUUGUUGUUGAAUCCUAAAUGUCAUUUUAUAUUGCAGAUAAUAUUUAUUUAUC
Triplophysa rosa is the source of this 952-nucleotide messenger RNA. RefSeq names its product thrombopoietin (gene thpo). Gene Ontology annotation, molecular function: hormone activity; cytokine activity. Gene Ontology annotation, biological process: cell population proliferation. The transcript is spliced from 5 exons. Gene Ontology annotation, cellular component: extracellular region. The record is from RefSeq and is a predicted model, not a curated record. The coding region runs from base 125 to 637 and encodes 170 amino acids. Lineage: Eukaryota; Metazoa; Chordata; Actinopteri; Cypriniformes; Nemacheilidae.